Molecule: messenger RNA, 5442 nt
Organism: Sorghum bicolor (sorghum)
Lineage: Eukaryota; Viridiplantae; Streptophyta; Magnoliopsida; Poales; Poaceae
Product: putative disease resistance protein RGA4
Exons: 6
Coding region: 1733-5167 (1144 amino acids)
Biological process (GO): defense response to other organism
Molecular function (GO): ADP binding
Source: RefSeq, a predicted model, not a curated record
GAAAGCGUUUGGCUAUGAAAGACCAAGAAACCUAGUUGACAGCCAUCCAUUAGAUCUAAAGAAAUGCAGAGUUGAAGUUUCCAAAAACUGUCCAGCAAGCAGAAGCUGGUCUUUUAGUACCUCACACCGCUACAGUCUUACCCACUAACGAAGCCAAUGGGUUCCUCUAAUACCUGCAAAAAAGUUUUCGGUCUGCAUUUGUCAAAAAACCACUUCAUUUCUUGUUAUCCAAAUUGUCCAAACUAGGGUCAUAGCUGCCAUUAAUAAUAAGGAAUUAAAAGUGUUACUAGUCCUCUUAAGACCAAUUAACAAAAAACAAUCAUUUAUACUAAGAGGAGGUGCAAUUCCAAACAACAGGCGUACCACACGCCACAAGAAUUAGUAUAAAAACAUUCGAAUAAGAGGUGGUGAAUAGUUUUAGGAGAAUCACAGAACACAUAUCUUGUGUCUCUAGCCUAGUUACGUUGGCAAGAUUAUCUUUGGUUAAAACAACACCUCUUUUUAAAUAUAAAAAAAAGACUUUUAUACAAAAGGGAGCCUCGCCUAGUCAAGAUAUAGGGGUCACCUUCAUCCAACAAACAUGCCAAGUCAGAUUUGUCGUGAUCAUUUUGGAAUAAUCCCAAGCAUCUGAUUUCACCACCAAAGGUGAUGAUUCUAUUAAUAUAUUACUUUAUUAAACAAUAAAAAACAGAAAGUGGCUUAAAUGAAAUGAACAAUACUAGGACCUUGUUUAAUUCACAAAAAUUUUUGGAUUUGACUAUUAUAGCAUUUUCGUUUUAUUCAGCAAUUAGUGUUCAAUCAUGGACUAAUUAGACUUAAAAGAUUUAUCUCACAAUUUAUAGAUAAAUUAUACAAUUAGUUAUUUUUUAUCUAUAUUUAAUGUUUUGUAUAUGCGUACAAAGAUUUUUUAUCAAGUGGGCGAUCAAAUUGUUAACAUCCAUCCGUCCCGCCCAACACUAACAUCAGCUUUUGCAGUGCACCAACCGCUAGCCUUUUCGUUUAUUACUAAAUCCAAGUUAUAGGUGCGGAGAGUGUUGCCGAUCGAACUUCCAUGUCAUGGGAUAAAUUGGGGCUCAGUAAUCUAAAAGAAAGUGAGUUGUUUAAUUUCCAACGUAUAGAGGCUCCAAAGAGAAAUUCAUACCAAUACACUUGUGAUUGGAAGAAAAUGAAUUGCCAUUGCCAAUAUACUUGAUUAAUUUGUACUUAAUUAUGUAAUUCGAAAUAAAAUAGCAUGCAUUACAAGACGCAAGAGCCGGUCAGUAGCCGCUGCCAAAUUGUAUUUUGGUUUCUUUAUGAGCGAGUCUUUGCUUGUCGUCUCGUGCAACGAGAACGCUUCCUGCGGUGCCUCCACUCUAGCAUCCAACAAGGCUCCGGUGUGGAAUUUAUAAACUAGGACACAGCAAGCAAGUCGAUCGAAGUUGCCAUGCACUUUCCUUCCCACCUUGCACUGUCACCAAAAGACCUACUCCAACCACCAUCUUCUUCCCUGAAUCAACACUAUUUUCCUUCCCCAGCUCAAGCAGCCAAACAGAAGACACCAACCAGCUACUGCGAUUCUCGCCGCAGUAGUAUAAGGUGGGUCAGGUCGAAGAUGUCCAUACUGAUACCUGUCUAACCAUAAACCAAGAUUGAGAUCCUAGUCCACGACCAAGAAAGAACAAAGUGGCACUGCCUCACCAAUUCUGGCCAUUGCACAGCUCGUCAACUUGAGCAAAAACGGAAGUUCUCAAUCAUGGCCGGUGUCCUAGAUGCUUUGGCAUCCUACAUCCAAAACAUGCUUCUGCAGAUGGCGGCAGAAGAGGUGCAUAUGUUGCUUGGGGUGUCCGGUGAGAUUGACAACAUGGACAUCAAGCUUCGGGAUCUAAAGAACAUCCUUGCUGAUGCUGAUAGGAGGAACAUCACUGACAAAAGUGUCCUAGCAUGGGGGAUAGAGCUAAGGAAUGCUAUGUAUGAUGCCACUGAUAUCCUCGACCUUUGCAAGCUCAAGGCUAUGGAGCAAGGCCAAAGGCAUGAUGCCGGAUGCUUCAACCCGUUGCUCUUCUGCAUACGGAAUCCCCUACAUGCCCACGAUAUUGGAAGCCGCAUCAAGAACCUUAACAAGAGGCUAGACGACAUCAAGGCACGUGGUGCAUCAUUCAACUUCCUGAACCUUAGUACUUAUGAGGAUCGUGGAAGAAAUGUGAUAUCAUAUGGUUCUAGUACCCGUGAGACAUCGGGGGGCCUUGUUGAGUCUGGUUUGGUUGGUGAGAAGAUUGAAGAGGACACAAUAAAUCUUGUGGAGAUGCUAACAAAGAAGUAUCCUACCGACGACAACAAAUCCAACAAAAUAAUGGUUUUCUCUAUUGUGGGAGCUGGUGGGAUUGGUAAAACCACCCUUGCUCAAAAGAUCUUCAACAAUGAAGUCAUAAAGGAUGAGUUCAAAAAGAAAAUAUGGUUGAGUGUCAACCAAGGCUUUGAUGAUACUGAAAUGUUAAGAAGAGUUAUUAUCGAAGCUCGUGGAAACCACCAUGAUUGUGGAAAUGCAAAGGUGUCACUAGAACACACUCUAAUAGAAGCUUUGAAGGGACAAAAAACCUUAUUAAUAAUGGAUGAUGUCUGGGACAGCCGUAUAUGGGAAGGCGUGCUUAGAACUCCCUUUGUUAAUGCCAUGCUAGCUGAAGGUAGCCGUGUGCUGGUCACCACAAGGCAUGACACAGUGGCACGUCAGAUGAAGGCGGAGGAGCCCUACUAUCGUAUUGACAGACUUGGGCUUGAAGAUGCAUGGAUGCUGCUCAAGAAGCAGGCUGUCAGAGAUGUGAAUGAUGAGCCGCAGGUUGAAAAUUUAAAGGAUAUUGGCUUGAUACUUGUAAAAAAAUGUGAUGGUUUACCUCUUGGGAUCAAAGUAAUGGGAGGUCUCCUGAGUCGGAAAAGGAUAACACGAACCAACUGGCAAAAGGUCUUAGAUGAUUCUCUAUGGUCAAUAUCACAAAUGCCUGAAGAGCUAAAUUAUGCAGUAUAUCUUAGCUAUGAAGAUCUGGACCCUUGUUUGAAGCCUUGCUUUUUGCACUACUCCCUCCUUCCUAAGGGCACACUGUUUUCUGUUGAUGACAUUGUUGGCAUGUGGAUUAGUGAAGGAUUUGUUUAUGGAACAUUACAUGAUGACCUAGAAGGAAUAGGAAGGGAAUACUAUGAUGAGUUAAUACAGCGAAACCUUAUUGAGCCAGAUACGAAGUAUGUUGAUCAAGAAGCUUGCAACAUGCAUGAUGUGGUCCGGUCAUUUGCUCAUAACUUGUGGGGAGAUGAAGCAAUCAUAGCUCACAAUAGUACAAUUGGUAUUGACAAACUUAAAUCACAGAAAUUUUUUCGAUUAUCUCUGGAAAGCAAAGGACCAGAACAACAUGAUUUGGAUUGGUGUUCUCUACAAAUACAAACAUCACUGAGAACACUAAUUUUAGUGGGUAAUAUAAAGAUUAAGCCAGGUGAUUCAUUUGUUUCUCUUUCAAGUCUCCGAACACUACAUUUGGACAGUGUAAAUAUUGAUUCAAUAGCAGAAUCUUUGUAUCAGCUGAAACAUUUGAGGUAUUUGGCAAUAGAAAACAGUAAUACAUCAAAGUUACCAGAGGACAUAGGCAAGUUGAAAUUCUUGCAGUACAUUAGCCUUGGUGGUUGUCAGAGUUUGACCAAGCUUCCCAGUAGCAUUGGACUGCUACAUGACUGGAGGUUUCUCAGUCUUCCCGGAACAAAUAUAAGUGUUGUACCAAGGGAUUUAUGUGGUCUAACUUCUUUGAGGAAAUUAUAUGGAUUUCCAGCCCACAUGGACUGUGAUCACUGUAGUUUGGAGGAACUAGGGCCUCUCUCCCAGCUGACAGAACUUUAUAUCAGUUUCUUGGAGAAUGUAGCUUCUUCCUCAUCUGCUAUACAGGCCAAACUUGGUGGAAAGAAGCGCCUAAGGUUUCUCUCACUGGGUUGCACCAGUAGAAAGGAAGAAGGGAUAUCUGAGAAAGCCAAGAGACAAAUCGAGGAGGUCUUUGAUGAGCUCUGCCCGCCACUUGGCUUAGAAAACCUUAACAUUGAAGGGUAUUUCGGUGAGCGGCUCCCAAGAUGGAUGAUGCCAGCACCAGUUACACCGCUUAGGAGCUUGAGGAAUAUAGUGAUGGAGAACUUGGCCUGUUGCACGGAGCUUCCUAGUGGCUUGAGUCAGCUCCCCUGCUUGGAGCUUCUGCAGAUUGUUCGUGCCCCAGCCAUCAAGUGUGUUGGGCAUGAAUGGCUACAACCAAACAAUCAAGUAGGUGUUGCGUUUCCCAGACUGCAGAAGCUGCGUUUUGAAGGAAUGGUUGAAUGGGAGGAAUGGGUGUGGGAGGAACAAGUGAUUGGCAUGCCUAUCUUGGAGGGGCUCACCCUGGAAAUGUGCAAGUUGAGGCGUAUGCCACCUGGCCUGGCCUUCCAUGCAAAGACUUUGAAGAAGUUAGGUAUAUAUGAUGUGAAGCAUCUAAGCUCUUUGGAGAACUUUGCUUCUGUUGUCCACCUCGAUGUGUUUAGAAACACUCACCUGGAGAGGAUCAGUAAUCUACCAAAACUGCAGAAGCUCGUCAUCGUCAUGUGCCCAAAGCUGAAGGUAGUGGACGGCAUUCCUGCACUCCAGAGACUCACUUUGGAGGAUUAUGGCAUGGACACAGUCCCUAGGUAUCUGCAGGAUGUAAACCCAAGGCAUUUGCAGCUGUAUUGUUCCAUAUCGCUGCUCACAUGCAUAGCAGCAGGGAAAUCCGGUCCCGAAUGGCACAAGUUUAGCGACAUCCAGCAAGUCAAAGCCUAUGCAAAUGAAGAAGGCUGUCCAAGGGAGUGGUAUGUGCUCUACACAAGGAACCCUUUCCGCUUCGAGACAAAUAUCAGCUACUCUGCUAUUGCCCAUGGCCGCAUGGCACGUGCUUGUUUUCCUUACUCCAAAACAUGUCCCGUUGAUGGUGAUCGGCCAUUAGAACAAGAACAACACAUGCAUGUUGACAAGAGUGUGCCACUCUGCUUACGGUUCAGGAACAAUGCGUACCGUCAUUUGACUUACUGGUUGCGUCAAGCCUGCCUGCACUGCUGUGAAACCGACAGGGUGGCUUCCACAACGGAUCAGUGGAUCGAAGCAGCGGGGGCUGCGGCAUACAGAUACUAUGAAAGAAAGAUCACGAGUGUAAUGUAAUAUGUGAAUAAGCAUUUGCUUGUUGCAGUUUAUGUGCUGCUUCUGGGCCAUAAACGUCUGAAGAACAGAAACGUUCCAUACCUGCACGGUUGUACGUACAAAACAAGACGUACUCUGUUUUCCAAGUUAAAUAGUCUGUACUCUACUUUCCUUGCAAUAACAUUUUGCAGUAUCAUUUAGCCAUUCCCUGCACAUGCAGAGUCCAACUCUUUUUCAGUGUUGUACACACAGCAAUGUUAGUAAGGCCUUGUUCAGUUGGCAAAAUUUUGGAAUUU